Molecule: messenger RNA, 1814 nt
Organism: Laccaria bicolor S238N-H82
Lineage: Eukaryota; Fungi; Basidiomycota; Agaricomycetes; Agaricales; Hydnangiaceae
Exons: 14
Coding region: 1-1812 (603 amino acids)
Source: RefSeq, a predicted model, not a curated record
AUGAGGAGAGGACAAAAGUCACAAUACCAUGACCACAACCUAGGGUUGCAGGUCGUAAGAUCCUCGAUUCCCAUCCCAGCUAUUUGCUGGGACUGGUACGAUGGCAAGCGCGAGACAGCGUGCUUGACGGGUCACCUCUCUACCACCUACCAUCGCGAAGCAAUACGGAUGGCGUCCAGUUCUCCGCAUUCAGCGAUACUUGAAGAGUUCAUAACCCUUGAAGAGGAUUUCGAAGGCAGCGUUUCGCCAAGACGCACAAAGAGAAUGAUCACUCUCAAUAGGGUUGUUAAAGAGGCGACGACAACGCCAGAGGAUGUCAAGAAAGGAUUUACGAAACUUAUUCUUGCCUUCAAAUUACCUGCCAUUACUGAUCCCGAGCAUUCAAAUCUAGAUCUUUCACAAUUUGUAACCCGAAUGAGGCACUCUCUCAAUGUAUUCAUGACCUACAUGGUUAAACCGUCCAAAGAAAUCAUUCGUGAUGAAGGGCGCUUGACUGGCUUGUUGUGUUUCGCUCCAACCUUUGUCUCGUUGGAACAAAAGAAACAUGGUCUCCCCUCUUCACGCAACCCUCGAUAUGCCGCAGAUCGUCUUCGAUGGGUCCCUGCAGUUACACAUUAUAUAACAACAAACUUGGACGUUGGUUUGCUGUCAAGUACCGACUCACCUCUCCAUUCGAAGGGAAUUAUGGAAACAUACUUUCAGCCCGCUGCUGCCAACUACCACACUCCUCCUGUUCACCCCCAGCAACGACAGCGGGGAUACCGUAUUUGCGACCAAUGCCGUACUCCAGAGACCCAGUCUCUUAAGUUCCGCCUAUGUGGAGGUUGUCUGGUGACCCAAUAUUGCUCACAAGACUGCCAACGUGAUCAUUGGCCCCACCAUAAAGCAAUCUGUCAGCACACCGCGUCAGUAUCCAAAGCCGCCAUUGCCGCUGCGUCUUCCUCCCCAGCCGCAGACGAACACCUCGCGAAGAACCUCCGGAAGUUCGCUUCUGCCCAUACGGCGUUGUUGGGGUGGGCUGGUUUCCAGGCAUUGCAACUCAAACGUGUCCCGGCAAAUAUUAGGCAAAACGCGUUGCUCAUUGACUUGAGCUACCAUCCUCACGCCGAGUCUCAUCGUCGAUUUUCGAUACUCUCGACCCACAUUGUACCGAGGACCCAUGUCCAUGACCCACUCGUCAUAGCUGACAUCCAGCGGCGCGAGGAACGGUGCAGGUAUAGCGGGGGCAUUGGCACACUCGUCGUCAUUAUCCAAUGUGGCGGUGUCUCCCAAGUUAUGCCCGUUGAAGUCGAUCCGCCUGCAAAGAUUACGUGGGACUCGAGGGACGAUUGGGCGAGUGUGCUUGCGCACUUUGUGGAGAGCGGAAGGACGGAUUUCAAGCCGAUAUCGACCACUUCAAGGGGAAGACCGUCCGCACCCAUGAACCUUUGCAACCACGCACCCUUCGUGCUCAUUCACGACCACCCGGCAUUUGACAGCUCGCGCACCCUCAAUUCACCUUGCUCACGCAUCACGUAUCAUUCCACUCCCGUUGCAUCGUCCACAUCAUCACCAGCAUCACAACUCACUUACGUCUAUCACGUCGUUAUCUCGGUACACAUCCGUCAGUGCCAUGUCGGCUUGCCGCAUCUAUACCUCUUCCCCGCUUCUAUUCAGCUUGUCGAGUACAAGCUUAACCCCUUUGUUCCGCCUUCGCUUUCGUUCGCUUUUUCGUUUAUCGAAAAUAUUUGGUUUGAAAUAUCUUUAUCUACAGCUUGUGAUUGUAAUAGUGCUGUGCGAUACAAUGGCAUUCACGCACCCAUGUUUGGUUGAGA